AGGGAGCGCGAGCAAGAUUCUCGAGCGGAACUGGAGGCUGUUGCUCGAGUCAUAGGAAAAUGGCGACCGCCGGUAUUGCAGACCCGGGCUUCUCUGCCCCCCCAGGGUCCAGUCGGAAAACAGCUUCACCAGAGGGUCCAGGUUCAUCUCAGAGUAUGAAGAAGAUUAUCGGCCAUCGAGGGAUAGACCCCACUGGAGAGACCACUUACAAAAAGACGACCUCUUCUGCCCUGAAAGGGGCCAUUCAGCUUGGUAUUACCCACACUGUUGGAAGCCUGAGCCAGAAAGCUGAGAGAGAUGUUCUUAUGCAGGACUUCUAUGUGGUAGAAAGCAUCUUUUUCCCUAGCGAGGGCAGUAAUCUAACGCCUGCACAUCACCAUGGUGACUUCCGGUUUAAGACUUACGCACCGAUUGCCUUUCGUUACUUCAGAGAACUCUUUGGCAUCCGACCUGAUGACUACCUGUACUCUCUGUGUAAUGAUCCUCUAAUAGAACUGUCGAAUCCUGGUGCGAGUGGCUCGAUCUUCUACGUCUCCAGCGAUGAUGAAUUUAUUAUUAAAACAGUCCAACACAAAGAAGCUGAGUUCUUACAAAAACUACUGCCAGGUUAUUUCAUGAACCUAAACCAAAACAAACGGACACUGCUGCCCAAGUUUUAUGGACUAUACUGUGUGCAGUCCGGGGGGAAGAACAUACGCAUUGUGGUGAUGAACAACCUUCUGCCAUGUUCUGUACCAAUGCACUUCAAAUUUGACUUAAAAGGCUCCACUUACAAACGCCGUGCUUCUCCCAAAGAGCGGGAGAAAAAUGUUCCCACCUACAAAGACCUUGACUUCAUCCAGGACAUGCCUGAAGGAAUUCAACUUGAGCCAGACAACUACAAUGCUCUCAGUAAGACUAUCCAGCGAGACUGCCUGCUGUUGCAGAGCUUUAAGAUUAUGGACUACAGUUUGCUGGUUGGAAUCCACAAUGUGGACCAGGCAAACCGUGAGCGUCUUGGUGUAGGGGAAAGCUGCAGGCCGGUGGAGGGGACAGUCACACCUGACCAGAAGAGGCCUCAAGCCCAGAAAGCUUUGUACAGUACAGCUAUGGAGUCCAUCCAGGGAGAGGCACGUGGGAAGGGCACAGUGGACAGCGAGGACCAGUGGGGGGGUAUCCCAGCUCGGAACAGUAAAGGAGACAGACUACUGGUUUACAUGGGCAUCAUUGACAUUUUGCAGUCAUACAGAUUCAUCAAGAAGAUCGAGCAUUCCUGGAAAGCACUUGUUCAUGAUGGGGACACUGUGUCUGUUCACCGACCAAGUUUCUAUGCAGAGCGAUUCCAGCGCUUUAUGUGCAACACAGUAUUUAGGAAAACAUUGAAGUCAUCACCAUCAAAAAAGAGUCGUGGAGGUUGUCCGAGUGUUGCUAGGAGGCUGCCCAUGGGCACUGCUUUCCCCAGUGCCCAGUCCAGCAGCCACAUGUUUCUUGAUUCUCGACUCAUGUAUCGUUCACACUUUACCAACACUGACACAGAUGCUGAAAUUGGUAUGCAGUCCGACAGACCUGACCUUCUCCCGAGCAUGCCUUCUGGAACCUCUACUGAAUUUGCAGAACCUGAUAUGCCUAAUCCCUCAGUGCCCCCAAUCAGGUCAGUAGGGGUAGAAGUGCACAAAUCUGAAAGCACAGAACCUGAUAACACUUUUCUCAGUUUGGAAGCUGAAGUUGCUGAUGAGCAGGGUAAUGAAGAUUCCAUUUCUCUCAAAGACAUCAUCCCAGAGACCAACAUUUGUUUUUAAGACCAUCUGAAAACAUGAUUUAAAGGCCGAAGAAAAUCGGAAAAUGCAUAUGAAGUAUAUCCUCAAAUCAACUGAAUAAGAAGCGGUCUCUCCCUGUGGGAAGGAGUGGAAGGAAAUUCCUAGCCUUUGGAGUGUCACCCCAGUGGGUAUGGGCAGGAGAGCAUGAGCAAUUAGACUCUCUUCUCUUUCUCCAACCCAGGGUAUGCUGCUAUAACUCCACCUGCUGACUACAUGAUUCCUUCCUGUGCUUCAGAGUCAUCUCCGGGCUCACACUGCACAUUUGUUCUUUUUCAUUCAAACACUCGGUUUUGUUGCUCGUGCAUACAUUUACUGAGAAAGAAGACUGGUGAAGUUAUUUAUUCUAUAUAUAUUUUGUCCUCAACCUUGCUCUAUUUUUGCAGCAGUUAUUAUAAGACUUUGUGAACAAAUUAUAUUGUAUUUCAUACUGGGUGUUAACACACUUUUUGUGUCAGACAGUAUUAGUUCAAUAUUCUGAUGACUUAUUUUAAAAUGAUCUUCAGAUCUGCCGAAACACAUCAUUUAAAAACAUGCUGGAGCAAACCAAGCUGCAUGACAUUGUUCACCAAUUAGUUACUCUUGGCUUGUUGUGAAUGGAGUGAUCUCCAAGCCGUUGUAAGCUUAAUCUUUGACUUCAAAAUUCAAUCCAAAAGGGGUUUGUUUUUUGUUUGUUUUGUUUAAAACACCUAAAAUGAAGAAGCAAGUAUUGUGCUUGUCUGUUUUGGAAGUCUCUUAAUCUGUUUCCUUAUAUUUGUGUGCCAAUCCCAUUUUCUGUGAACUUUUUGUUCAACUUUUUGGCUUCUAUUUUCUUUUUUUCAUUCAAGAUUUUGUAAGCUUUUUUUUUAUUUGGUCAAUCUUGAGUGUUUCCACCCUUUUAAAUGGACCAAUCAACCGUGUAGAUUCAUAAGUGGAUAUAAGGCUUGCUUAUUUUUAUGCUAGUGGCCUUUAAUCCAUUAUGUACUGUAUUUCUGUAUAUAUUUGUGUAAAUAAUCACUUGUGUUUGCAUAACUAAUAUAAAGACUAAUAUGCUUUUAUGAAGCAGUAUGUAUUCUGAACUAACAAAGUAACAUGUUUAAGUUCUUGGCAUGCCUUAUGUCUGCUUCACUAACUGCACUCUUAUAAGAGCCUGCUAAUUUCUGCUGGAUACAGAAAUUACCUACAUUCGGUACAUUACUGAUGCAAGUGGUCAUUUCAUUGUGCCUAAUCUUAUUUUUGCCACAUUUCUUUACCUCAUUUAAAAGUUUCAGCUUUGCAUUUAUUGUGCUUUGCGCUCUUCUCCCUGCAUUACAUUAUAACAAGCCUUUUCUGGAAACACUUAUUUAACAUAUCUAUGUUGUCCAGUUAUAUACAUUUUUGUAAGGUGAGCGUUAUUUUGCACAAAAGGUGUGAAGUUGCUUUUGUGUGGUUUUUUUUUUUUUUUUUUUUUUUUUUUUUUUUUUUUUUAUUAUUAUUUUAUUUAUUUAUUUUUUCCCCUUUGGUUUUGGGUAGCAACUCAAACUUGGUGUAUAUGUUAAACUAUAUGUAAUGUUCUGUUCAAACUAAAGGCAGUGUCCAUCCACCAUGAACAUAUUUUAUCAUGUGCUUUUUCAUAGCAGAUAUUUUGAACGAGUGCAGUGUGGGACCAAAUGUUUUGAAAGAUUUCUGUGCAGAGUUGAGCUGCUUUGCAAGAUGCUAAGCGGCUGAAGGCACACGAGUUAUGUUUGGAUGUGCACUAACAGGGUUAGACUUGAUUUUUACUUAUGGAUAAUGGCGUUAAACUGAUUUGGUCACAUAGACAUUUAGUCUUUUCUAGAGUAAUUGUUGUGCUCUUAAAGAUCAUUAAGGGGGAAAUCUACAGCAACCAACCUGCUGCUUCAUCCAAUUCUUUCAAAUACACCAAGUUGGUAAAGGCGCAAUUUGGGUCGCAUAACACUACUGCUGUUUCUGGCGUUUUGUCUCACAGAUAACUCAUCUCCUGCAUUGUUUCAUCUUUUCAUUUUCAUGCCUAUUAAACUCCCAUCCGCAUAAAAAGUGCAUUCUACAUGUAGAUGAGCCAAGCUCGUUCUUCAAUAGUAAGUACAAUAGUCACUUUUUAAGACAGUCUUGUGUCAUGGACAUCUUUUUAAAAAUGAAUUUUAACAAAUUUUGUAAGCAGGUUUUAUCUUAAAUUUAAUAUGAAUAUUAUUUUACAGCAGUAAUGUACAACUAAUGGUGAAUAGCAUUCAUUUCAUCACAGUUCGUUGGGGCUCAGGAUGGUUAGAGUUUGGGCCAACAAGGAGCUAGAUGUCUAUAAGGAUUCUAUCUGAAUCCAGUAAUCCUGUACUUUAUGUUGUAAAAUACUGAGUGAGCUGCACUAAACUGUGCAUUAAAUGGAGAGAAGAAUAUUUGUUAUUGCCAAAUAAGGUUUUAAAAUGGUAUUUGUAUCUAGGAGGAUACAAUUCGAAAAUCAAUAUUUGUACAAAAUUUGUGAAAGUGGAUACAGUUGGCUUCUUUGUUCAUGAUGUCCCUGACAUUUUCUUCUGAAAUAGCUGUGGUUUAUUUUGUCUCUGGUUCUUGUGUUGUUUUUGUUUGGUUUUUCAACCCCAUUCUGAAAUUUUAUUGAGAAUACCCAGUAUUCUGAUUCUAGUAAAGUAACAUGACUUUUAAAAGGACAACAUUCUGUGACAAAACAAGAUGUACUAAAGUGGUCAAAGCACUUUAUUGCUGUGAUUUUUUUAUCUUUAACUGCAUUGUAUUUUCAUCAGCGUGCAGUGGAAUGCCUUACUUCUAUUUCAACCAAUGAGUCUGCUUCAAUUUGUUAGUAUUUUUGUGAUAUUGAUUUGCUUACAUUUCUGUAGACCUGAACUCCAGUGCCCUGAUUAAGGCAGGAUUACCUCGUCAUAUGACGGGUGCCUGUAGACUCCCGUGUCUCUGUUUAAAUUUGUGUUGCUCUUGAGUCUUUUUUGCAGUAUUUGAAUUUUACUGACAGAGACUUGUGGUGAAACUGAUUAAUGCACAACAGACACAUUAGUCUUGCACAAUUCACACAGGAUACUAUGCUGGCAAUGAAGACACUACCAUAUGAACUAUUGCAAUAUUACAUUUCUGCCAGCUUAUCUUUGGGUAAUUAUUUAUUAGGAAAACGUUUUUGUAUCUUGUAUGAUUGUAUGAAACCUAAUAUUCUGUGUACCAUAGAGAAAAGUUUGAAUGCUGUAAAGCACAAAAAAAAAAAAAAAAAGAAAACUGUUUUUUUUUAACGAAUUGCAUUUCUGGCCAAGGUUUUAGUCUCCCAUUGUACACUGUAUUUGUUGUGUUUAAGGUGUUCUGUAUUGCAAUUUUUUUGUAAAAAACAAAACAUGAAUGUCUGGUGGUUUCACGAGGAGAAUAAUUGCAUAUAUUUUUACUCCGCUUGUGUAUAUUGUGUAUAUGUAUUGUAUAUAAGCUGCACGAAAACACCCCCACCCAUUCCCUUAUGUUAAUCACCUGCCUAUUCUGCCAAUUGAAUGUGGAGGAGGGUUUUUUGUUUUGUUUUCAUAUUGUCAUUUACAUUUUCAAAUAGGCUAAUAAAUUUGUAAACUUU
Silurus meridionalis is the source of this 5334-nucleotide messenger RNA. RefSeq names its product phosphatidylinositol-4-phosphate 5-kinase, type I, alpha, b (gene pip5k1ab). Gene Ontology annotation, biological process: phosphatidylinositol metabolic process. The transcript is spliced from 16 exons. The record is from RefSeq and is a predicted model, not a curated record. Lineage: Eukaryota; Metazoa; Chordata; Actinopteri; Siluriformes; Siluridae. Bases 60 to 1778 code for a protein of 572 amino acids. Gene Ontology annotation, molecular function: phosphatidylinositol kinase activity.